Messenger RNA from Lachancea nothofagi CBS 11611, 1044 nucleotides. NCBI's taxonomy places the organism in Eukaryota, Fungi, Ascomycota, Saccharomycetes, Saccharomycetales, Saccharomycetaceae. The record is from the annotation of a GenBank genome assembly.
AUGUCCUUUGGUCAAAUUGUUAUAGGCCCACCUGGUUCUGGAAAGUCGACUUAUUGCCACGGCUGUGUGCAAUUUUUCAAUGCUAUAGGACGACAUGCUCAAGUAGUCAAUAUGGAUCCGGCAAAUGACCGUGUACCGUACCCAUGCGCGGUAGAUAUCAGAGAUUUCAUCACCCUCGAGGAAAUUAUGGAAGAACAACAAUUGGGUCCCAAUGGAGGGCUCAUGUACGCUUUGGAGUCCGUAGAAAAGUCGGUGGAUUUGUUUGUGCUCCAGGUUAAGUCGUUAGUGAAAGAUGAGAACGCAUACGUCGUGUUCGACUGCCCUGGCCAGGUAGAGCUCUUCACACAUCAUUCCGCGCUGUUCAAGAUUUUCAAGCGCCUCGAACGUGAACUGGAUCUCCGAAUGUGCGUCGUCAACCUAAUCGACAGCGUGUAUGUGACAUCGCCAUCACAAUACAUCUCUAUCUUACUGCUGGCACUCCGUUCCAUGCUGAUGCUUGACCUCCCCCACAUUAACGUUAUAUCCAAGAUCGACAUGCUUAAGUCCUACGGCCCGCUGCCCAUGCGUCUCGACUACUACACUGAGGCUCAGGAACUUGAGUAUCUGCAACCGUUCGUCGAACAGGAGAGCUCCAGCGUCCUCGGCAAGAGAUAUUCGCGUCUAACGGAAACUAUUGGAGAACUGGUUGCGGACUUCAACCUGGUGUCUUUCGAGGUUCUGUGCGUGGACGACAAGAAAAGUAUGAUUGCGCUGCAAAGCGUGAUCGACAAGGCUAAUGGAUACAUUUUCGGCGCAUCGGAAGUCGGGGGCGAUACCGUUUGGGCUGAAGCGUCCCGUCAGGGUACCGCCCUUGUCAGCGAAGAUGUCCAGGAGCGCUGGAUCGACAACAAAGAGCUCUACGACAAGCAAGAUCAAUUAUUGCGUGAAAAACAGUUGCAGGAACAAAAAUUUAACGACAAAGAAAUUGACGUUGAUGAAGACAGCGAGUGGCAGAAUGCUCUCAAGGAUUGGGAGGAAAAAAACGGUGCAAAAUCAGCCAAAUGA